AUGGUCAUCUGGCAGGUGCUCACCCGCAAGCUGCCCUACGCCGAUGAUCACGACGGAGGCAGCGGCGGCGACCACCAGAGAAGAAACCUGCACGGCGUGAUCGAGGCCAUUCUGGCCAACCGCCGCCCACCGAUCCCCAGCGACUGCCCACCAGAUCUGGCGGCCCUCAUCAAGAAGUGCUGGCACCGCAACCCGGCCAAGAGGCCCGAUAUGACCGCAGUGAUUUCGCUCUUCUGGCACAGCGGCCUGGUGGAGUGGCCUCUUCACCGCACCUACCCCGCUCAGCUGCCCGUCCAGCGUCAGCUUCAACGAGCUGCGGCCCGACCCGAGGCUGUGGUCGACCAGCGACUCAACGUGAUCGGCGUGCGCAACCUCAAGAUCGCCGACGCGUCGGUGCUCGCCGCGCAAGUGGGCGGCGGCAACGCGUUCACGGCCAACGUGAUCGGCGCCCGUGCGGCAGACUUUGUGCUUGCCGACUUCUGA
This is a messenger RNA of Acanthamoeba castellanii str. Neff, 483 nucleotides long. RefSeq lists its product as uncharacterized. Gene Ontology annotation, molecular function: protein kinase activity; oxidoreductase activity, acting on CH-OH group of donors. The record is from RefSeq and is a predicted model, not a curated record. The coding region runs from base 1 to 483 and encodes 160 amino acids. Gene Ontology annotation, biological process: protein phosphorylation. Lineage: Eukaryota; Discosea; Longamoebia; Acanthamoebidae. The transcript is spliced from 3 exons.